AAUAAAAUAAAACUCAGACGUCAGAAUCCCUCUGCUCCGCAUUCAAAACCCUUUUCAGUUUUCACUUCAGUCUCAGGAUCCUAAAAUUGGAAGCCCUUGGAUAAGUCGGAGAAAAUGGCGAGUCUUGUAUCUUCGGACUCAGAGGCCGAGUCGAAGGACUCGGAAUCAAGCUCGGACUCUGAGGAACCUGCAAUAGAAACUCGGGGAAAGGGGAAAAUUUCACACUACGAGAAACAAAGACUGAAGAGAAUCGAAGAGAACCGAGCGAGAAUGGAAGCAUUGGGCCUUCGCAAAAUGACAGCUUCCUUAAUGGGUUCGAUUUCAAAGGCUCAAAAGAAAGUGGGUGACAAGAAGGGCAAGAAGAAGGUGGGUGCUGAGGAAGAUGAUGAGUACAAACCCUCUGAAGGUGAAGAGGGUUUGAGUUCUCCAGGUGAAGAAGAUGAAAAUGAUAAUGGCGGUGAUGGAUUCUCCAAGUCUGUGUCAAACAAGUCCAAAAUUAAAAAGUCUACUCCGAAGAAGGGAGCUUCAAAUAAUCAGCCUGUUAGUGAAUCAGAUUUUAUGAACGACGAUGAUGCUUUGAUGCAGGCAAUUGCUCUGUCACUACAAGAUUCUGCUGGUUUUUUAGAUGUGAGCAAAGCACCUAAUAAAAGUGCUGGUGCUCAUAUCACAGGUGAAAAUCAUAGAGAGAAGAAAGUAGACUCCAGCACCCCAGAAGGCACAGGAAAACGGAAGAGAAAACAAUCGAUCAGAAACCGGGUGCAAAUGACUGAAGAUGAAUUCAUUUUACACUUCUUUCAGUUUGAUGAGGCAGGAAAAGGGAGCAUAAGUGUGAGAGAUUUACGAAGAGUAGCAGCUGCACAUGAUUUUUUAUGGUCAGAUGAAGAACUAGGAGACAUGAUACACUGCUUUGAUGUUGAUGGAGAUGGAAAGCUUAGCCUUGAAGAUUUUCGCAAGAUUGUUAUUCGAUGCAACAUGAUGGUUAGUGUUGGAUGAUUUCAUCCAUGUUGUGGUCAAGCAUUUAAUCAAGGAAAGCGUUGUUUGCAGUAAAAGCUUUUUACUAGCAUGAAGUACAACUACUCGAUUAGGGAAUCAUUUGAUAGACAUGGAUUCGAGUGGAGGGCUUCUGGUCUUCAAACUCAACUCAACUACCCCUAGCUAAUGCUGUCUUGUAUGGCUUGAAGUUUGAUAUUUUGAUUGGGGAGAGUAUUGGAGAACGAAAACAUUAGUUAUUGCCUUAUAUUGGUUAUAUUAGUGUAAAGUGAAGCCGAAGACUAGCGGACAUUGAUGUCAUGUUUGGUAGGUUGUAAUUGUAAUUCAGCUAUUGCCUAAAAUUUUUUUGGGCAAAUUAUACCAUGGGCAAUUGGGUCUACCUUGCAUU
This is a messenger RNA of Ipomoea nil (Japanese morning glory), 1378 nucleotides long. Its product is annotated as centrin-2. NCBI's taxonomy places the organism in Eukaryota, Viridiplantae, Streptophyta, Magnoliopsida, Solanales, Convolvulaceae. The transcript is spliced from 6 exons. The record is from RefSeq and is a predicted model, not a curated record. Gene Ontology annotation, molecular function: calcium ion binding. The coding region runs from base 115 to 993 and encodes 292 amino acids.